This is a messenger RNA of Metopolophium dirhodum (rose-grain aphid), 342 nucleotides long. RefSeq names its product kelch-like protein 2. The record is from RefSeq and is a predicted model, not a curated record. Gene Ontology annotation, molecular function: protein binding. Bases 1 to 342 code for a protein of 113 amino acids. Lineage: Eukaryota; Metazoa; Arthropoda; Insecta; Hemiptera; Aphididae. The transcript is spliced from 2 exons.
AUGUGUGUACGCCACAAAGGUGCUGGAGUAGGUGUACUAUAUGCUGUGGGUGGUCAAGAUGGAUCAAACAUUCUAAGUAGUGUUGAAACAUUCAGACCAAGUAUAGAAGUUUUGACUUCUAUUGCAGAUAUGCAUUUGCCUCGAAGUGAUGCAGCAGUAGUUGCAUUAAAUGGUGUAUUGUAUGUCGUAGGUGGCAACGACGAAACUUCUAGUUUGAAUUCUGUAGAAUGUUACAGCCCACACACCAAUACCUGGACUAUGGUGACAGUGCCAAUGAAUGAUGCACGGACUUCAGCAGGAGUAAUAGCCAUUAAUAGGCCACAACUUUUUAACACUUGUUAG